AUGAAGUAGGAAAAAGAAAUGCCAUUUAAUGGAGAUUUUGAAGAUAGUGAAGCAGAUGAAGAUGAAGUUUCAUAAGAAUCGGAGAGUGAAGAAGAGCAAAUCUAAGUAAAAAAGAAAAAAAAGAAAGUUGUAAAUUCUAGCAAGAAGUUAAUAAUGAAUGUUUCAGGUAUAUAAUAAAUAAUUAAAUAGACACUUAGUAUCCUGUUGUUAAAUUUGUAGGAAAAAUGAUUUACAAAUUUAAGUUGUCUUAUGUUCCUUAUCUUGAAAACAAUAAUUGGGACUUUUGCUGGACUGAUAAUGCUGUUCUACCAGAAACACUCUCUAAAAUGCAACGUAUAGUUCUAAUGUUUAUGAUAAGCUCACCAAAGAAUAAAUCAUUUUCCAGGUAUGUAUUCUUUGGCGAGAAAAAAUCACCUUGGUCGUAAUCUAAAUAAAAUGUAAAAAUAAUAUCCAGAAGAAUACGAUUUUUACCCAAGAACUUGGAUGCUUCCAAGUGAAUAUGGUGAUUUUAAAGCAUAAUUUCAGAAAGGGAAAGCUAAGACUUUUAUUGUAAAACCAGAAGCUUCUUGUUAAGGAAAAGGUAAUCUAUUAAUUUAAUAAUAACGAAAGGAAUAUUUUUGACUCGCUCAAUAGAUUCUAUUAAUCCUUAAGAACAUUAUGUUGCUUAAAGAUAUAUACAUAAACCUUUAUUAAUAGAUGGAUUGAAAUUUGAUUUAAGAAUGUAUGUAAUGAUUUGUGGUUGUGAUCCAUUAAGGAUUUACUUAUAUAAAGAAGGAUUAGCUAGAUUUGCUACUUAAUUGUAUUCAUCACCACAUUCAACUAAUCUUGAUGAUGUUUGUAUGCAUCUAACUAAUUAUGCUAUCAAUAAAGACAACCCCAAUUUCAUAUUCAAUGAAGAUGAUAAAAAAAUGGAUAUAGGACACAAAAGAAGCAUGACUAGUGUUUUUGAAUUUUUAAGACUUUAAGUAUAUUUAAUAACAUUUUAUUUAGAAAUAAAAUGUUGAUUUAUUGUUGAGUGAUAUCAAAGAUUUAAUUAUAAAGACUUUUUGUGCUGUUUAACCCAUACUCUAAUAAAAUUAUACAUAAAUAGAAAAUUAUGCAAAUAAUAUGUGUUUUGAAAUUCUUGGUUUUGAUAUAUUAAUUGAUAGUUCCUUAAAACCUUACUUAUUGGAAGUUAACCACACUCCUAGUUUCACAACUGAUACUCCUUUAGAUUCUUACAUCAAAAAGAAUUUAAUUCGAGAUGCUAUUACACUUAUGAAUAUCAAUGUUAAAACAAAGAAUGAUAUAAUUUCAUAAAAGAAGGACUAAAUGUAAAAACGAGUACUUACAGGAAAAAAGACUAAACUAUCUUAUGAAGAAAAAAAAGUACUGAAAAUGUAAGCAUAAAAAGAAAGAGAUGAAUAUGAAUUUAAAAACAAAGGGGAUUUUGAACUGAUAUAUCCUUGUGAUAAAUCCUAUGAUGAAUACUUAUUACAUGCCUAAAAAUUAUAUGAAGAUUGGACUGGAGCAAGUUAAUUUAUUCAUUUAUAUUUAUAGAUAUUAGAAGAAACUUAAAAAGAGAUACUAUAUCUGAAUAACCUAAACCAUAGUCUUGUUCUUAGAAACCAAUAAAUAACUAAAAAAACUAAUUGUAUAAGCAUGUUUAAAGCAAAGUCAAUACUAAUCUAUAUCCUAUAAAAACUACCAAAGCUGAUUAAGAAAUCACUUAAGAAGAACCAGAAUAAAAUAUAUAAUAAGUACCAGAACCUAUUUAAUCUUAACCUCAGUUAGAACCUGAUAAUUUUGUUACCUAUGAAGAUUAUCAGUAAUCAGAUUCACUUAAAGAUUUAUAUAAUUUUGCUGAAAAGAGAAUUCCAGAAAUUUAACUUAUUGAUUUAAUUUAAUUUAGAAGGGCUGAAAGCAAAUAAGACAAUUCUAGUUUUUAGAUUAUUUAAAUGAGUCAAUAAAAUUCAUUAUCAAACUUGUCUCCUUUAAUGUAAAUUAAAUCAAUACAAGAUUAAAAAAAUGAAAAGAAGUUUUCUAUCAGGAAAAAAAAUAAAUAACCUAAAUAGAUUGAUUAAGAAUAAGUAAAUUAAAUAAAUUAAUUUAGUUAUACUUUUAACCAUAAUCCCAUUAUUAACCUUCAAUCUAAUAGCAUUCUAUUUCUUAUUAAUAAUAAGUAUAGAUGUAAAACGGAUCAUUUGUCAAACCCAAAGUCUUUAGCUUAAAAUUAUAACAUCCUCCUAAGGGAUAUAAAUUAUAAUCACUACCGAUUUUAAUGUAAUAAAAUUAUACAAAAUAACGGUAUGAAUAAGGUGUAUGA
Molecule: messenger RNA, 2305 nt
Organism: Paramecium sonneborni
Lineage: Eukaryota; Ciliophora; Oligohymenophorea; Peniculida; Parameciidae
Source: the annotation of a GenBank genome assembly